Messenger RNA from Lytechinus variegatus (green sea urchin), 1912 nucleotides. RefSeq lists its product as uncharacterized. Lineage: Eukaryota; Metazoa; Echinodermata; Echinoidea; Temnopleuroida; Toxopneustidae. The transcript has 2 exons. Bases 51 to 1871 code for a protein of 606 amino acids. The record is from RefSeq and is a predicted model, not a curated record.
GAGAAACAGGCUGUAAAACAUUUUUUUACUAUUAACUUGUUACAAUUAAGAUGGGCAACCACGGAAGCAGAGACGUACCUGACGGAACUGCUGGCAGCUCGGAAACGAAGCUCAGAGGGCGCUACACAAGUCACAUGUCUGGAUUCAUGGAAAGUGGGGGUUCCAAGUAUCAAUGUGACCUAAACGUCAUAAUUGAGACAGACGACGUCAUCCAUAUGAUAGAAAGGUGUGAUCGUCAAGAAGCCCGGAUCAAUGGAGAGAUCAACUGUUCCCUGUUAUCAAAGGACCCUGUUCUGUUUUCUGCUGGCAGGUUCUUCGUUCUUAGCUCUGGCGAAACUAACUUGCAUUUCAAAAGCAUGGUCUACCAGGCCCUAUUGCCCUUAGGAGAAAAUGGUUGCUUCUUUGAAGGGAAGAGACUAGCCAGCGAUAUUUCGUUCAAUGGGAAUAACGCUGCUGACGAUUCGUCACUGAACAUUGUAAUCAAGAAUGGGCCCAAUCAUACUGAUGAGACUUUCACUACCGGACAAGUUUCUGCAAAAUUGGUGGAUAUUGCCAAAGAGCUCACGGACAUUGAAAUCACAGGUAGCGAGGAUGACGAGAAAUUGAAAAUGGAGUGGAAGGCGAAAUUUGGAUUCUUUCUCGGGGGCGUUCUCCUCACGAUCAGCGAUAUCUUCUCCCCCACUGAAUUCUGUCCAAAGACUUCUGCCCGGGAGAGACGCCAUCUGGACACGAAAGGCAUAAAGCCUACGGUGUAUAACCUGACGGCCACAGACGGCGUACCUCUGCUAAUGACUCGCUACAAGUGCGGCAAUAAAGGGCCGAUCUUGCUCCUUCACGGACUCUGUGUUACAAGUAGAAUAUUUUCUCUAGAUACCAUAGACAAGAACUUCGUAGAGUUCUUGUGUGAGCAUGGAUACGAUAUAUGGUUGUUAGAGCUUAGAUUAUCAGUUGCCCUUCCUUCACACCAGAAAUCUUCUCGAAUGCACGACCCUGCGGGGAAAGAUCUCCCACCUGCUAUCGACCUGAUAAUAAAAGAAUCCAAUUCACCGGAUAUCCAAGUCCUUGGUCACUGUAUUGGGUCUAUAACGACGCACGUGGCUCUGCUUGGAGGCCAUAUUGACCGAAGAAAGAUCCGAUGUUUCAUUGCUUCUCAAGUCGGAUUCAGCAUGAUAUCAUCAGCCAUGAAUCAAGCCAAAGCCAAAACUAGGCUUGACAAUAUUGCCGUUGCAUUCGGCUACAAAGGACUCACCGCGUACACAGACAAGAACGACCAUGCGCGGGAGAAGUUCAUGUCUGCAGUGUCCAAUGCACUCGCACGAACAACACUCAACAAAGAGAACCAGUGCGGCAGUGUCGUGUGCCAUAGAAUUACAGCAAUGUUUGGACUUAUGUGGGAACAUCCCAACAUGAAUGAAGAAACGCACCACACAUUGUCUGAGUGGUUCGGAUUCGGACACGCCGACUAUUAUCACCACCUCUCGGUUGCCUUCCGAAAGGGCCGAUUGGUCGAUCCGGAGGGGAAGGAUGUUUACCUUCCGGAUUUCAACUCGAAAAACCGGCUCGAAUCACCACUGUAUCGAAAGGCCAUGAAGAAAAUGGACAUUCCAAUCUUAUAUUUCGUCGGAUCAUUGAACAAAGCUUGGGAGAUCGAUGCAUCGAGAGAUAGCUAUCAGAGAGUCAAGGAUGCAAACCCUGAUCAGUAUUACGAAUGGUUCGAGGCUCCUACCUAUGGACACCUAGACUGCAUCAUUGGGAAGAAUGCCGCAGAGGAUGUGUUUCCCCGUCUUUUGACCUUUCUUGACAAGUACGCAUUGCCUGAAAUGGUAUGGGAAGGAAAUGAUCAUGGCACUUGCUGCUACAAGUCAAUUUAGGAAAAAAAGUGAAACAUUUUUUUGGUCUCCCUUUCCUCAAC